AUGAGGAUACAUCCGAUCACUAGACCUUCGUCUCUGGGAGGAUGCAAAGAUAGGAAGAUCCUUCAAAUCCAACUGAAACUAGCUUCAGCUGGAUUUGCUCCCCUUGUGUCCCGAUUCACUAGGCUGUUGACCACUCAAGACGAAAGAGCGGUUGUUUCUUCCAUUCCUACCAAGGACUAA
Molecule: messenger RNA, 180 nt
Organism: Prunus armeniaca (apricot)
Lineage: Eukaryota; Viridiplantae; Streptophyta; Magnoliopsida; Rosales; Rosaceae
Source: the annotation of a GenBank genome assembly